UCACCUGCUUUCUGGCCUUCCCCGGUGUCGCUCGGUUGCUUUCUCCGUCGAUGAGCAGUGACUUGCUACCAUCGUUGCCGUGUCGUGGGGAUACCUGGCCUAGAGGAAAGAUCGAUUUGAAGUGGAAGGAAGGAGAAAGACGCUCUGAAGGGAGAAGGAUAUGCCAUAUCGUUUCUCUGGUCUUAUCCUGCUGUAGAAUCAAAAAAAAAAAAAAAGAAGCUAAUUUAUUUGUGCGAUACGGCUCCUGUAAAGCUAUGAAUAAUGUAUACAAGCUACAUGCUCGGCUAAUCAAAGUAGGUCAACAUGAAAACUCCUCCUCUUUGCGUAAUCUUCUUCAGUGUUGUUUAGCUUCAGCAAAUUCUCUCAGUGACGCAGCAUAUUAUGCUCAUUCUCUCUUGCUUCAGUAUCCUGUAUUUGACACGGUUUCCUACAACUCUGUUCUCAGAUUACUCCCACAAUGGUCUUUCUCCCGAACCUCCUCGCUAUUCACUCAAAUGCAUCGAGCUGGUGUUCGACCUGACCACUUCACUUUCCCAUUUGUCCUCAAGGCAUGUUCUCCAUUGAAAAGGGGUUUGGAGCUUUCCUCUCUUGUUGUGAAGCUUGGUUUCGAUUCUGACAUUUAUGUCCGGAAUGCGUUGAUUAAUUUUUAUGGAUGCUGUGGCUUCGUUGAUAUGGCAUUCAAACUGUUCGAUGAAAUGCGCCACAAGGACUUGGUUUCUUGGUCCUCUAUGAUUUCUUGCCUGGUAAAUAAUGAUUUUGUGUUUGAAUCUUUGGUAUUUUUUCAGCGAAUGCAACUCGAGGAGGAUGUCAAACCUGAUGGGGUUAUUAUGCUAAGUGUUAUAUCUGCUAUUUCUAUUUUGGGUGCGUUGGAAUUAGGGAUUUGGAUUCAUGUAUUCAUUGCCAGGAGUGGAUUGCCUCUAACAGUUUCAUUGGGUACUUCUCUUGUUGACAUGUAUUCAAGAUGUGGGUGCAUUGAUCGUUCGGUCAAAAUGUUUAAUGAAAUGCCUAUUAAGAAUGUUAUAGCGUGGACUACAUUUAUAACUGGAUUGGCAGUGCAUGGCCAUGGUAAAGAGGCUUUAAACGCAUUUUAUGACAUGAAAAAGUAUCAUUUGAAGCCUGAUAGUGUUGCUUUUAUUGGUGCUUUACUAGCUUGUAGUCAUAGUGGUCUCGUGGAGGACGGCUGGAAGAUUUUUGAAAGCAUGAGGAAUGAGUACCACAUUGAGCCUAUGCUUGAGCACUAUGGUUGCAUGGCUGACCUUUUAGGCCGUGCAGGCUUCCUCCUUGAAGCUUUUAAGUUAGUGGAGGAAAUGCCAUUCAAGCCAAAUUCUGUUAUUUGGAGAACCCUUCUUGGAUCAUGUGUUAAACACAAUCAUUUGAGGUUAGCUGAGAAGGCUAGAAAUCAAAUUCUUGAGCUAGACCCACAUCAUGAUGGUGAUUAUGUGCUUUUAUCAAAUGCAUAUGGUGGAGUUGGUAAAUGGACUGAGAAAGCUGGUUUGAGGAACUUGAUGAAGGAGAAUAAAAUUAUCAAGGAGCCUGGCCAUAGUUUGAUCAACAUUGAUCAAGCAAUUCAUGAGUUUGUAUCUGGAGAUUGUUCUCAUCCACAAUGGGAGGAGAUUAGAAAAUUACUAGUUUCAGUAAUAGAUACAGCAAAAGUUGGAGGUUAUAGUCCUAAUACAUCCUCUGUGCUGCAUGACAUUCAAGAGGAAGAAAAGGAAGAUAGUUUGAGUUUUCAUAGUGAGAAGCUAGCAGUGGCUUAUAUGCUUCUUAAUCAUCAGGAUAGAAAAACCAUAAGAAUCAUCAAGAAUCUUAGAAUAUGUUGUGAUUGCCAUGAUUUCAUGAAGCAUGUUUCAAAUAUCUUUGACAAAAAUAUUAUUAUUCGGGAUCGAACCCGUUUCCAUCAUUUUAGCAAGGGAUCAUGUUCUUGCUUAGAUUAUUGGUAAAGGAUGUCUUGGGCCAGGUUUUUGUGAUUUUGCUGCUCACUUGCUGUGUGUAUGGCAUCUCUUUUGAUAGUUGUACCAAGAACUGGUCAUUGAUUACUUUGUAUAGUCAAAAGAAAUUAUGCAAUUAGGGUAGCCUGGAAGGAAUUCUUUAUAUUUAUCAUGUGAAACUUAAACAUAUCUUUCAUUUGCCUUGUUUGUUUUUGCCUUUUUGGUGAAUAGAAAGCUUGGAUCAGGCUAUCUGGAUCAUCAAGUUGACAUAAUGUGAUUUUGAAGGUCUUUGCAGAUGAUGAAGCCAUUCUUAAACAAUCUUCUUUUUGAAUCAAUUAGAUGGCUUUGAGAGGGGUUUGGCAAUUGCAGAAGCUGAUUGUGAGCUAUUGUGAUUGGGGUGGAACUAGCUGAGGAAUAAGUGAAGUUGCGGCAAGGGCAAGCAAAAGAUGGUACAAACAAUGGUCCUUUGAAUGCCAGCUUUGAUAAUAAGAUGGUUUUUGAGAGGGUUGAGAUGAGAGCUUGGUGACUGAAUUCAAAAUCUCCUCUUCUUGUUGAGGUUUAUGCAGUAGAUGGCAAGAAAUUUUGGAAAGCAAUUAUUUUGUUUCUUCCAUAUGCAAUGGGAUAAUUUGUGAGGAUUUAGGAGUCAAUGAAAUAUGAGAAUUGGAAUGCAUGAGGAAGAACGAUACAAGAAAGGACAAUGUAAUGAAGAACCGAGGAUUUUGAUAUUAUUAGAUGUGUGGCAUAAAAGUGAUGAUGUAAAUUGUUAGCUGGGAAUGGUAGCUCUUUUGUAUGUAUAAAUUACAAGCAUAAUGAUGUAAAUUGUUUCAAAAAAUUCCAUGAUACUUAUUAAUUUCGUGAUGAUAAUUGUUAAUUCUAUAUUCCCCUGUA
Prosopis cineraria is the source of this 2816-nucleotide messenger RNA. RefSeq names its product pentatricopeptide repeat-containing protein At4g21065-like. Gene Ontology annotation, molecular function: RNA binding; zinc ion binding; protein binding. Lineage: Eukaryota; Viridiplantae; Streptophyta; Magnoliopsida; Fabales; Fabaceae. The coding region runs from base 51 to 1940 and encodes 629 amino acids. Gene Ontology annotation, biological process: RNA modification. The record is from RefSeq and is a predicted model, not a curated record. The transcript has 6 exons.